UCCCCAAACUGCCCCUGUAUUGCCCAAGCCACGGCGCAGCCCAGUGUUUGCUGCUAGCGUUACGAGUAGAAGAAAGUAGCUCCGAGAAUGCCAGGAUUGACUGCGCCCUCAGAUUAUUCUCUUGAACCUCCUCGUCAUCCUUCUCUUCUGAUCAACGCCAAGGAACCAUUUAAUGCUGAGCCACCACGUUCUGCCUUGAUUUCCUCGUAUUUGACUCCUUCAGAUUUCUUUUACAAGAGAAGUCAUGGUCCGAUACCAAUAGUUGAUGACAUAGAAAGAUACUUCAUUUCAAUAUCUGGUCUGAUAGAGAAUUCCAAAUGGCUUUUCAUGAAAGAUAUCAGGAUGCUUCCAAAGCAUAAUGUCACUGCCACAUUACAGUGUGCAGGUAAUAGGAGGACUGCUAUGAGCAAGACCAAAACCGUUAAGGGAGUUGGCUGGGGUGUGUCUGCUAUUGGAAAUGCUGUCUGGGGUGGUGCCAAAUUGGCUGAUGUUCUUGAACUUGUUGGAAUCCCAAAGUUGACAAGCACCACUCAGUUAGGUGGAAGACAUGUUGAAUUUGUGAGUGUCGACAAGUGUAAGGAGGAAAAUGGGGGCCCAUACAAGGCAUCAAUCCCACUGAAUCAGGCCACAAAUCCUGAAGCAGAUGUUCUUCUUGCUUAUGAAAUGAAUGGAGAACCUCUUAGCAGGGAUCAUGGGUAUCCAUUACGUGUGGUUGUUCCUGGUGUUAUUGGAGCUCGGUCUGUUAAGUGGCUGGAUUCGAUCAAUAUCAUAGCUGAAGAAUGCCAGGGUUUCUUUAUGCAAAAGGACUACAAAAUGUUUCCACCAUCCGUGAAUUGGGAUAACAUCAUUUGGUCAACCAGGAGGCCCCAGAUGGAUUUUCCAGUUCAGUGUGUCAUAUGUUCUCUUGAAGAUGUGAGCACCAUAAGGCCGGGGAAGGUAAAGGUAAGUGGGUAUGCAGUGUCAGGAGGUGGUAGAGGCAUUGAGAGGGUAGAUGUGUCUGUUGAUGGAGGCAAAACUUGGCUGGAAGCCUCAAGAUAUCAGAAGACCGGCACUCCAUACAUAGCAGACGAUGCCGCCAACAGUGACAAAUGGGCGUGGGUGCUGUUUGAGAUCACAGUUGAUAUCCCUCACAGCACAGAGAUAGUUGCAAAAGCGGUAGAUUCAUCUGCAAAUGUCCAACCUGAAAAGGUUGAAGACAUUUGGAACUUGAGAGGCAUAUUAAACACGUCAUGGCAUCGCGUGCAAGUUCGAGUGGGGCACUCAAACUUGUAAAAUUGUAUGGCUAGUUUGUUGCCAUGGACCGAAAACUUGAGUCUCUCGCAGGUUUCACCACCCUCUUUGAUCCUCCCACCCUUGAUGUGGAACUCUGAAUCGUGUUUAACGCCAGUGCCAUCCAUGCGGAAACACUAAACUUUGACGGUGUCCUGUUGAUAAUAAAAGCUCUUUACUGUAAACAAUCGCUGAAUCGAAGGUUGUUGGUUAGCUGCAUCCAGUCAAUUUCCAGUGGUUCCAUUGCGUUAAGCUAAUAAUCUAUAUCGCUUUCCCAUGGAAGCAUCUACACUAGCCCGUAUCUUUUAUUUUAGUGAGAUAGUGCUUGUUUAUGGAAGGAAAAGUAUAUUCUUCUGACCUGGCCAAUGUGAAAAGAAGAAUCUCUUGCACUG
Neltuma alba is the source of this 1661-nucleotide messenger RNA. RefSeq names its product sulfite oxidase. The transcript has 12 exons. Gene Ontology annotation, biological process: sulfur compound metabolic process. Lineage: Eukaryota; Viridiplantae; Streptophyta; Magnoliopsida; Fabales; Fabaceae. Gene Ontology annotation, cellular component: mitochondrion. Gene Ontology annotation, molecular function: molybdopterin cofactor binding; heme binding; sulfite oxidase activity. The record is from RefSeq and is a predicted model, not a curated record. Bases 88 to 1272 code for a protein of 394 amino acids.